Messenger RNA from Cantharellus anzutake, 1181 nucleotides. RefSeq lists its product as uncharacterized. Gene Ontology annotation, molecular function: U1 snRNA binding; mRNA binding. NCBI's taxonomy places the organism in Eukaryota, Fungi, Basidiomycota, Agaricomycetes, Cantharellales, Hydnaceae. Gene Ontology annotation, biological process: mRNA splicing, via spliceosome. The record is from RefSeq and is a predicted model, not a curated record. The transcript has 6 exons. Bases 1 to 936 code for a protein of 311 amino acids. Gene Ontology annotation, cellular component: U1 snRNP; precatalytic spliceosome; U2-type prespliceosome.
AUGACACAUCUUCUGCCUCCCAAUUUGCUGAAGCUCUUUGCGCCACGCCCCCCUUACCGUAUGUCAGACCAGUCGACGGUUGCUGGGGUUGCGGAACUACUGGCUGAAAUCCAAGCUAACAAUGCUGUGAUUGAUUCGGAACGAGGUGCCAGGCAAGAGGCGAAAAGGAAAAAGCGGGAGGAAGAGAAAGGAAAUAAGAUGGAAGAAGGCGAGGAGGGGGAGGCCGCCGCUGACUCGGAUGACGAAGAAUCGAAGUUCACGUAUGCUGAAGAAGUUAAAAGACAGAUUCGGAGGGAGGAAAAGACUAAGCAGAAAAAGGAGGCCUUUGAGAAGUCUACGGAGGCUUAUAAACCAUCUGCAAACCCCAAUGCGGCAGGAGAUCCGUACAAAACUCUUUUUAUCGCUCGUCUCUCUAAAAACGCACAGGAAUCCGAUUUACGAAGGGAGUUCGAACUCUAUGGACCCAUUGAACAUCUUACUAUUGUUAAGGACACUAAGGGCCGCAGUCGUGGAUAUGCAUUUAUUGUAUAUGAACGGGAGAAAGAUAUGAAAGCCGCAUACAAGGAUGCUGAGGGAGUGAUGAUUCUCGGGAAACGCAUCCUCGUGGAUGUUGAACGUGGGCGGACUGUCAGGGGCUGGAAGCCGCGUCGUCUAGGUGGCGGGCUUGGGGGACGACCUAAACCUCAGGUGGCAGCAGAACCGCCUCCUAGUCAUGGUGGUCGCGGUGGUUCUCGAGGAGGAAGAGGUGGCAUUGGUGAUCGUGGUGGUCUCAGGGGUCGCGGUGGAGGAUUUGGCGACAGAGGGUUUAGGGGUGGCUAUGGAGGUGGCGGCGGUGAUCGCGGCGGGUAUGGAGGUGGCUCUGGCCCAGGUAUGUGUUGUGGUUCUGACGAAUUAUGGAAGCGCUCAGCAUUGUCGGACAACAGGUUACGACCCUGACCGAGGUAUGCUCAGCCCUUUCUAAGGAAUGUACUGAUUCCUGACAUCGUUGUUUUGAGGCUAUGGAGACCGCGGCGGUUCUCGAGGUAAUUCAUGCCAAUUCUUGCAGGGGCAACAUCUUAACCUCGCUUGACCUUAAGGAGGCUUUGGCGACAGGGGCGGCGGUCCUGGGGGUAACUGACCCGCUUUUAUCGUAACACAACUUGAUUUCUCACUAGUUUUUCAGGCUUUGGCGAUCGUGGAGG